AUGAAGAACAGUGGGAGUGGGAAUGGGAAUAAGGGUGACAAAGGCAAUGGGAAAGGUGGGGAGGUGAGGAAGGACAGGAAGUCAGGGACAGGCAUGAAUGGAUCACCCAAGAAGGGAGGCCAUGGAGGCAAGUUCACUUGGGUCGGUGAUCUUGGCUACUCUCCAGCUGAGAUGGGCUUCCAGAAGGAGGUUCUCGAUGACAAAGAUCCUAACUUUGAAGACCCAGAAGAGAUCCCAACCGUCUGA
Prunus armeniaca (apricot) is the source of this 246-nucleotide messenger RNA. The record is from the annotation of a GenBank genome assembly. NCBI's taxonomy places the organism in Eukaryota, Viridiplantae, Streptophyta, Magnoliopsida, Rosales, Rosaceae.